Molecule: messenger RNA, 1906 nt
Organism: Camelus dromedarius (Arabian camel)
Lineage: Eukaryota; Metazoa; Chordata; Mammalia; Artiodactyla; Camelidae
Gene: PDE6G
Product: phosphodiesterase 6G
Exons: 4
Coding region: 1149-1412 (87 amino acids)
Biological process (GO): positive regulation of G protein-coupled receptor signaling pathway; positive regulation of epidermal growth factor receptor signaling pathway; visual perception
Cellular component (GO): photoreceptor outer segment membrane
Molecular function (GO): cGMP binding; 3',5'-cyclic-nucleotide phosphodiesterase activity
Source: RefSeq, a predicted model, not a curated record
GACAGGUAGGGGUUAAAGGAAUUUAUGCCUGUUUUAUUUCCUCCCAUUUAAGGGAAAUGACUUCACAAGGGAUUUGAGCUGAUAAACAGGCCUUCCCAGGUAGAGACCUUCAAUAUACAGCCAGCGUUUCCCACGGAGGCAGAUCUGUGGACAAGGGAACGAAACCACACGGCCACGAGAUGUGCCACCGUGCUAAUGCCUGAGGACAGACACACCCAGCAGCACAGGCUGUCACCUUGGCUAGUUAGUGGGUAUCACCCAGAAGGAGAGUUUUGAUUGGUUCUGAAAAAUGUGAUUCUGGUGACAAGUUGAUUAGACCCGAAUUCAGAGCGUCUGCUAUCCUCCAACAGAUUUGAAAAUGACCCAGGAAGGGAAAGGUUUUCCCCACAGACAAAAGCACAGCCAAGCUUGGUGCACUUAGGGCCCCAGAAAGGAUCUGCAACAUAGAGGUGGUUUAUCUCAGAGCUGGGCAGAUUUCUGAAGUCCCAGGAGAAGGGAGCUAGGGGAAAGGGGAGAGGUGUACAAAAUGUAGCAUGUGGGAGCAGCAGGUGCAAAGGCCCUGGGGUGGAAGGGGCUUGCUGGAGCACAGCAAGAGGGAGGGAUGAGAAGUGAGGCCAGAGAAGUGGAUUGGACGAGGCCAUGCAGGGCUUUGGGGGCCACAAAGGCAAGUCGCUCAGCAGUCAGGACUGAAAGGGGGGAGGUCCAGCACAGCGGCCAGUGCUGUUUUGUCUUCACUCAGAGAUGAGAGCUCUUCCUUUCAUCCGUCCAUGAUCCCGUGUCCCUUGCCUGCCCUGGCCGUGUCCCUGGCUCGUCCUUCCUUCAGGCCCUUGACCUCACUCGAGCCCCUCCCCCUGUCUCAGGGAGUCCUCUGUGGGGGUGCCCACCCCACAGUCUCAUUAGUGUGGUGUCAGGGCACAGCCCUAAUCAGCUUACCCAGCAGCAAGAUAAAUGCCCUGCCGGCAGCUUGCCGAGGGAAGCCUGUCACACACCUGUGGCCCCCGAGACCUGCCUCAGUACCUGGGCUUCCUCUGCUCUGGUGGGUCGGAAGCAGGAGGGCUGACUGGGACCCCGGCCUGGUCUGCACGCAGCCCACAGCGUGAGGGAGUCCAGAAGCCAAAGGUCACUGCGGCGUCUCUGCCAACCUGGCCAUGAACCUGGAGCCACCCAAGGCCGAGAUCCGGUCGGCCACCAGGGUGAUUGGGGGGCCCGUCACUCCCAGGAAAGGGCCUCCCAAAUUUAAGCAGCGGCAAACCAGGCAGUUCAAGAGCAAGCCCCCCAAGAAAGGCGUCCAAGGGUUUGGGGACGACAUCCCGGGAAUGGAAGGCCUGGGAACAGACAUCACGGUCAUCUGCCCGUGGGAAGCCUUCAAUCACCUGGAGCUGCACGAGCUGGCCCAGUAUGGGAUCAUCUAGCCCUGGAUCCUAACCUGGGCCCCUACCCUCCGCCGCCGCCCGCUGUGACCGACCCCUGCUUCCUGCAAAGAGGCCUGCCCCCCAGUGUCCAGAUGACCCUGUGUCUGGAGACCCUUGCAGGGCGGUGGCUUUAGGCCCCAGGAGCCCACCCCCUCCACACAGGACGCCCUCUCGGGGUGGCCAGGCCCUGCUUAGCUCCGCGGACCCUCUCCCCCCAUGGAAAGGGAAAGUGAGGACAGGGCCUCCCAGGAGUGUCUCCCACACCCUGGCCCCUGUCCUGCCUGUCUGGGGGUGAGGACAAGCUGCCCCCACUGACCCUGUCGGCUGAGGCCCUUGGGCCAGCUUGGCGGGAGGUGGGUGGCAGGAGUCCUGUGGGCAUCAAUGGGAGAGCGAGGCCCCUCCAGACGCAUCACACCAGCAGGAAGCUUGACCUUUCCAGCUCAGCCCGUGCUUGCUGUCCUUGUUUCAAAUAAAAUUAGUGUCCUACUUCCCCA